AUGCCGUACUCGCUCACCGUGAAGAAGACGGAGGGCAAGCCGGGACAGGUUUACUACCCCCUCCAACUCAACACCACCCCCACCAUCCCGACCCCCGGCCCCGGCCAGCUCCUCAUCAAACUCUCCGCCUGCGCCCUCAACCACCGCGACCUCUUCAUCCGCCAGCACCUGUACCCGGGCAUCUCCUUCGCCCACCCGCUCUUCGCCGACGGCUACGGCACCGUGACCGCCCUCGGCGGCGGCGGCGACAACCACAACCCUUCCGCUACCGCCCAGGCCCUGCUGCACAAACCUGUGCUAUUGCUGCCCAUGCGCGGGUGGGAGGCGGCGGCGGACGGGCCGGAGGAUUUGGGGAGGGGGUUUGUGAUUGUGGGCGGGUCGGUGGGGAGCGAGGUGGGGAUGGGCCAGGAGUGGGUGGUUGUGGAUGAGGGGGAUGUGGUGGAGGCGCCGGGGCAUUUGAGUGCGGUUGAGGGGGCGGCGCUGCCGUUGGUCGGGGUGACUGGGUGGCGGGCGCUGUUUGCGGUGGCGAGGGGGUGUAAUGUGUUUGUGACGUCCGGGGAUCGGGGGAAGGUUGAGAGGGCGGUGGGGAUGGGGGCGCGGGGCGGGGUGAGUUAUAGGGAGGGGGAUUGGGAUAUGCAGUUGGGGAGGAUGCUGCCGGAGGAGAGGCCGUAUUUGGAUCUGGUGGUGGACGGGGCGGGCGGGGAGGUGGUGGGGAAGACGGUCAAGUUGUUGAAGCCUGGGGGUGUGAUUGCGAACUAUGGGAUGACGGUCGGGCCGAAGAUGGACUGGCUGAUGCAGGCCACGCUGAAGCAUAUCGAGUUGCGGGGCACGACGAUGGGGUCUAAGAAGGAGUUCGAGGAGAUGGUCGAGUUUGUGAAGGAGCACAAGAUCCGGCCGGUGGUGAGCAGGGUUGUCAAGGGGCUGGACAAUAUCGAGGGGAUCGAUAGUCUGUUUGACGAUAUGAAGGCGGGGAGGCAGUUCGGCAAGCUGGUGAUCCAGAUCGACGGAGACGAUUCGCCGCCCAAGUUGUGAGGGUGAGCGAUACGAGGCAGGUUUAAACAGAGAGACAUCAAGUACAUACUCGUAGUUCAUUCACAUGGUUAGCCUCUAAAGGACCCUCCUCACGAAAAGAAGCUGUUAAGAAUUACUACUCUUAGUCCUAAUGCUGUGUGCCAGUUUCCAAGGCUAUAUGAAGACACCAGUAUCAAACAUAACUCGACGCUAUCAAGGCACCAG
Chaetomium fimeti is the source of this 1236-nucleotide messenger RNA. RefSeq lists its product as uncharacterized. Lineage: Eukaryota; Fungi; Ascomycota; Sordariomycetes; Sordariales; Chaetomiaceae. The coding region runs from base 1 to 1032 and encodes 343 amino acids. Gene Ontology annotation, molecular function: oxidoreductase activity. The transcript is spliced from 3 exons. The record is from RefSeq and is a predicted model, not a curated record.